AUGUCUUUGUAUUUUCCUGUGAACGAAUACGGGGUGCUUUGCAUUCAAGAAUACAGAAAAACCAGCAAAGUGGAGUCAAGUACACAUAACAGCUUCAUGGGCUUGAAGGAUCAUCUGGGGCAUGACCCAGGCCACCUUUAUGUGGAGAGCACUGACCCACAUUUAAGUACAUCUGUACCUUGGUCAAUGGUAGAAAAACCAACAAUGGAUAAAGUUAAUUCUGGCAAGGAAGAAAAAGAGGUGUCUGAAGAGAAUGCGAGCUCUGGUGACUCUGAAGAAAGCACAAAUUCUGAUAAUGAGUCAGAACAAUUGAGUAGCAUUUCAGUAGAGCCAUGCUUAUUAACCAAGACUCACAGACAGCUAUGUAGGUCUCCCUGUUUAGAGCCUCACAUACUCAAAUGCAGUGAAAUUUUGCAAGACUUUAAACCUGAAGAGUCCCAGCCAUCCAAGGAAAUGAAAAAACCCCCUGAUGUGGUGCGAGAAUACCAAACAAAACUGGAGUUUGCACUGAAGUUAGGUUAUUCUGAAGAACAGGUUCAACUUGUGCUAAACAAACUUGGUACUGAUGCUUUAAUUAAUGAUAUUCUGGGAGAACUUGUCAAACUUGGAAAUAAAAGUGAGGCUGAACAAACAGUGAGUACACUUAAUAUUAUAAUGCGGGAAACAUCUUCCCUGGAAUCUCAGAGGUCUGAAUCUCCAAUGCAAGAGAUUAUCGCAGAUGAUGGGGAGAAUCUGAGACCAAUAGUUAUCGAUGGCAGCAAUGUGGCAAUGAGCCAUGGAAACAAAGAAGUCUUUUCCUGCCGAGGAAUAAAAUUAGCAGUGGAUUGGUUUUUGGAAAGAGGCCACAAGGAUGUCACCGUCUUUGUUCCUGCUUGGAGGAAAGAGCAGUCCCGGCCUGAUGCGCUUAUUACAGAUCAAGAAAUCCUACGUAAAUUAGAGAAGGAAAAAAUCCUGGUGUUCACACCUUCGCGGCGAGUGCAGGGGAGGCGAGUGGUGUGCUAUGAUGACAGGUUCAUCGUGAAACUGGCCUUUGAGUCGGAUGGUAUAAUUGUGUCCAAUGAUAACUACAGGGAUUUGGCAAAUGAGAAACCAGAAUGGAAAAAAUUCAUAGAUGAGCGAUUAUUAAUGUACUCAUUUGUCAAUGACAAGUUCAUGCCUCCAGAUGACCCUCUUGGCAGACAUGGCCCAAGCCUGGAUAAUUUUCUAAGGAAGAAACCUAUUGUUCCUGAACACAAAAAGCAGCCUUGUCCGUAUGGAAAGAAGUGUACCUAUGGACACAAGUGCAAAUAUUAUCAUCCGGAAAGGGGCAGUCAGCCUCAGCGGUCAGUGGCUGAUGAGCUGCGUGCCAUGUCCAGAAACACAGCAGUCAAAACUGCGAAUGAAGGAGGACUGGUGAAAAGCAACAGCGUCCCCUGCAGCACUAAGGCCGACAGCACUUCUGAUGUCAAGCGAGGUGCUCCAAAGAGGCAAUCAGACCCAAGCAUAAGGACUCAAGUCUACCAGGACCUAGAGGAAAAGCUUCCCACCAAAAACAAACUGGAAACCAGGUCUGUACCUUCCUUAGUUAGUAUACCGGCUACUUCUACCGCCAAACCCCAAAGCACUACAUCUUUAAGCAAUGGCCUACCAUCUGGAGUUCACUUCCCACCUCAGGAUCAAAGACCACAGGGGCAAUAUCCUCCGAUGAUGAUGGCAACCAAAAAUCAUGGAACGCCAAUGCCUUAUGAACAGUAUCCAAAAUGUGACUCGCCCGUCGACAUUGGAUAUUACUCCAUGUUGAAUGCAUAUUCAAAUCUGAGCAUCUCAGGCCCACGGAGCCCUGAAAGGCGUUUCUCCUUAGACACAGAUUACAGGAUCAGCUCUGUCGCCUCUGACUGCAGCAGCGAAGGGAGCCUGAGCUGCGGGAGCAGUGACUCGUACGUGGGGUACAACGACCGCCCCUACGUCAGCUCCCCCGACCCGCAGCUGGAAGAGAACCUCAAGUGUCCGCACAUGCACCCUCACGGCCGCCUUAACUCCCAGCCCUUCCUGCAGAGUUUCCACGACCCCUUAACCAGAGUGCAGAGUUACAGUCACGAAGAACCAAAGUACCAUCACAAGCCUCCGCUCCCGCACCUGGCCGUGCGCCUGCAGCACCCGGCCGUGGGCGCGCGGUCCAGCUGUCCCGGCGACUACCCGUCCCCGCCCGGCUCGGCGCACGCCAAGGCGCCGCACCUCGGGCGCUCCCUGGUGGCCACAAGGAUAGACAGCAUCUCCGACUCGCGGCUCUACGACGGCUCUCCGUCCAGGCCGCGGAAGCCCCACGCCCGCCAGGAAGGCCUGGGCGGCUGGGACCGGCAGGGCUACGGGAUGGACGCGUACGGCUACCGGCAGACAUACUCCCUGCCCGAUAACCCCACGCAGCCGUGCUACGAGCAGUUCACCUUCCAGAGCCUCCCCGAGCAGCCCGAGCCCACCUGGCGCGUCCCGUACUGCGGCGCGCCGCCGCCGGACCCCCCCAGGUACCAGGACAGCCGAGAAAAGAUCUUCGUCAACCUGUGCAACAUCUUCCCGCCCGACCUGGUGAGACUUGUCAUGAAGAGGAACCCUCACAUGACAGACGCCCAGCAGCUGGCUGCAGCCAUUCUAGUGGAGAAAUCACAGCUGGGCUAUUGA
Budorcas taxicolor (takin) is the source of this 2655-nucleotide messenger RNA. RefSeq names its product zinc finger CCCH-type containing 12C (gene ZC3H12C). Gene Ontology annotation, cellular component: cytoplasmic ribonucleoprotein granule; nucleus. The record is from RefSeq and is a predicted model, not a curated record. Bases 1 to 2655 code for a protein of 884 amino acids. The transcript is spliced from 6 exons. NCBI's taxonomy places the organism in Eukaryota, Metazoa, Chordata, Mammalia, Artiodactyla, Bovidae. Gene Ontology annotation, molecular function: mRNA binding; metal ion binding; RNA endonuclease activity.